AUGACUAUCGCCAUCUCCGGCGUGAUGGCGCAAUUUGUCGGUGUUCGCCUUCCCGGCUCCAGCCGGACUCUGCAGCUGUGUGAGGUUCAAGUGUACACAAGUGAUGAAUCUAUAGAAACUUCUGUGAUGCUGGGGUCUCCGGUCGAGGGGUCUCAAUCUGGAGUUCUGGCAUUCCAGUCUCCUACCAGUGUUCGCCCUCUCGGCCUCAUCGUCAACCUCAGUGUAGAGAUCACGGUCGGCAACUUCCCUCCAGUAACGCUUCACACAAUCCUUCACGUUGUGCCAGAUGACUCACUGGGAGAACUGAGUCUACAAUGUGAAAAUCUAGGAUCUGAAGCAAACUGCAAUCCAUCCAACAUUGCGUCUACAGAGGCUUUAGAACUGUACACAGAGUCAGAAAUAUUCGGAACGACAGAAUUUUCCCUGGAAGAAUUCCCGACAGGUUUUCUGGACCAGGACUGGACCUCCGGCAUAGACAGUGAAAUAUCUGAUGACACUCGACUACGAGUACUAGCUGGGACUUUCUGGGCUGAAGGGUUUUACACCAUACGGCUUACCGAUCACCAUGUCACUGCGGAUGCAGAUUUGACCAGGAUCGCUGAGUGGCGCUUUAACGUCUUGCCCACACCGGAGGCAGUGUUGGGAGCAAGUUCAGAUGAGUCAUCAGAGACCAGUAGCCUGGCAGAUGCCUGUACAAUCAUGCCUUCGGAAGGAGUCUCCCUGAUCGACAAGUUCUGCGCCAAGUGUGUCGAGUUUGAUGAUGUCCUGGGCCCAGUGGAGGUAACCAUGAGUUUCCAGUUCAUCCCAGUGGGGGUAGAGAUGGCCACGGCAGCAUUUCCUGGAGACGGUCCUCCUACGGACAACAGGAUCUUCAUGACAGCAUCUACACAAUGGGUUCCUUACAUACCCUUGGUUGACCUGGCUACCGGCUACCUGCUGUUGACUCUUCGCGCUACGUCAGUGGACGGGCGCUAUACUGAGUUUGAUCUGCCACCAAUGGAAUUUUUGGAGUCGAAUUUCAACCCUUUCGAGUACUCCAACAACUCGCGUGAGGUACGCAGUGAUGUCACGGGUCUCGGGGUGAAGUGUGGGAACCGCACACUUCCGGUUUCCGGUCUCAGCCAACCAAUCGACAUUCUAACCCGUAGGAAGAAUGAAAGUCUUGAUGGUUCUAUCUACGUGUUUGAAACGUCGGCUCCAAUUGGCAACCUGACAGUGUUCCAGUUUUUGGUUGGGAAGGAGCAGUCCACCUUAACCUUCCACCUUGACUUCAACUCCACCCGUUUUCCUCAAGACAUCUCACUGUAUCUUCGCAAGGGCGGUGUGCCAUCACAAGACGUCUUCAACUGGACAGCUACCCUUCCUGUUCAAAAGGACCAGUUGUUCUCUGUCGGCCCCCUCACCAACUCAACCCAUAUCCACUGUCGCUGUGACCACCUGACCAAGUUUGCGGGAUUCGUUCCGCCGAACCCUCUCAACAUCCAAGCGGCUCUGUCUGCUAACGUACUGGAGAAUCCCGCAGGACUGGUCCUGGUUCUCUCCGUGUUCGCUGCUUACCUGUUCGGUGUACUGCUGACGAGAAAGGCAGAUAGAAGGGACUUACUGAAGGUUGGGGUUGGACUGCUUCCCGGUCAUGUCCUGAACCCACAGAAAGACUGUCAGUAUGUCAUCACUGUGUACACAGGCUUCAGGGGGAAUGCUGGGACAACUGCAGAGGUAACAAUAGUCCUGAAUGGGCUUCAGAAGGAGAGCGUCCCGUUCAGACUGCGUGACCCACGGCGGGUUCUGUUUGAGAAGGGCAGCGUGGACUCCUUUCUGGUGUCGACAGAAGAACCACUGGGAGAGCUGACUCAUGUGCUGGUGUGGCACAGCAACCAGGGGUACAGCCCCGGAUGGUUUUUGAGCCAGAUUGUGGUGACAAACAGAGCAGGGAACAACUCUACCUAUUUCCUGUGCAAUAGAUGGCUUUCUGUGGAGAAAGAUGACGGAAAAGUCCAGCGGAUCAUCCCAAGAGCAGUGCCAGAGGACUUGCAAAAGUUUCGCAACUUGUUUCUGGCAAAAAGUGCAAGGGACAUGAACGACGGCCACCUGUGGUUCUCCGUGGCUGGCCGCCCGGCACGCAGCCCGUUCACCCGAGUCCAGCGCCUGUCCUGCUGCCUGACGCUGCUCUACAGCACCAUGCUUACCAACAUCAUGUUCUUCGGCCGCGGGGACGACUUCGACCCGCCAGAACCACUCAGAUUCGCCGGGACAGAGAUCAACCCACCCGUCUCACUACCACAGAUCAUGAUUGGCAUACAGACUGCAGCCAUAAUCCUGCCGGUGAAUGUGCUCAUAGUCUUCCUGUUCUGUAACUCUGGUCCGCGGGUGACAAACCAAACGGAAAAGAAGAAGAGUCGUGACAAUACCAAAUCAUCAUUGCCCUGGUGGACUGUUUACAUAGGCUGGUUGCUUGUCUGGUCGGCGAGUUUCGUGGCUGCGUUCUUCACCGUCCUGUACAGCCUGAGUUUCGGGCGUGCGAAGGCGGAGGCGUGGCUCUGUGCCUUUCUCACGUCGUUUGUCACCGACCUGUUCCUCAUGCAGCCCUUCAAGCUCAUCAUAGUGGCCGUCAUUUUUUCUUUGAUAUCGAAGAAACCAGUAGAAGAGGAUGAUCCACCAACAGAACCUCUACAGUCUGAUGAGGAAUUUCUGCAGACUGCGUCCAGAGAAGAGCAAGGCGACUCCAGUGAAAUGAUUCCCGAUUCCGGCCAUUCCAACUCCCCACCAGACGAAUCCAGUCUGGCCGAUCAGCGACGGAAGAACGCAGAGAAGGGCAAACAGCGCGCCGCUGUCCUGGAGGUCCUCAUGUUCGGGUUCUUCAUCAUCAUCAUCAUGGCGGCCUCCUACAGGGAGAGAAGCCCCAUGGCAUUCUACAUGACUCAGAAUGUGGAGAGGCAAAUUCUUGGUGCCGGUGAUGUUGUAUUCUCUGAGAUCCAUGACAUCCUGUCAUGUUGGAGCUGGAUAACAACUGGGUUGCUGCCUGCCCUGCAUGCGGUGAGCUGGUACAACGGCAGGGGGGCUCCAGACACCGCGGUACUGCCUGACAUGGUCUCCUACCCACUCGGUCUGGUACAGCUUCGACAGGUGCGGCUUUCACCAGGGCGACACUGUGAAACACCCAAACCAAUGCUGAAUGUGACAACACGCUGUAGUGUGCCGUUCUCCCUCAGUCUGGCAGACACACAGAACUACACCUCAGGAUGGGCUCCACUCAACACGACAGACAACUCGACUUAUCACGGCCAUGUUUGCGAUUCUCCCAACACUAAGAGAUUUCCUGGGUUAUACGACUGCGAUGGUAACACAAGCCCAUGGACACACACCUCUGUUUCACUAACUGACGAUUUUCCGUACAUCGGAGGGCAUGGCUCCUACAUUGGCGGUGGCUAUGUUACCCGGCUCGGGACAACAAACGAGGCUACCUUCCUUAAACAGCAAAACUGGUUGGACCAAAAUACCCGGGCACUUUUUAUAGAGCUCAUCCUGUACAACCCACACGUGAACUUGUUUUCGGUCGUCUCAUUGGUCGUUGAGUUCACCAAUCUCGGAUCAGCUUACAAGAGUUCAGAGGUCAUAACCGUGCGCCUCAUUCAACACGACGCCAUGUUGCUUCUCCUGCUGAGAGGGGUACUGGCUCUGUUUCUUUUCUACUUCGUUCUUCACGAAGGGAAGUCACUGUUGUCUCGGCCGCUGGAGUAUCUGUGUGAGUUCUGGAGCUGGGUGGAACUGCUGGUCAUCACCGUCGGUUUCUCCACACUCGGGAUCUACUUCCACACACAGAACAUCAUAGACGAGGUGGCAGAACAGCGCAAAAACGGCAACUCAGCCUUCCAACUGUACAAAAGCGCCGUCAGCUGGCUACAAGUCUCUACCUACCUACAGGGGCUUCUCAUCAGCUUCGCCACCUUAAAGUUUAUCCGCCUUCUUCGCUUCAACUCUCACGUACACGCCUUGUCUGUCAUCAUGGGAAAAUCACUUAAACCAAUCACUAACUUCAUGUUUACUGUAGCUAUCAUUUUGAUGGCUUUCAUCCUACUGAUGACUUUGACCCAAGGUGCAAGUAGCAAUGAGUAUAAGAGCUUAAGUUCUACUCUACAAAGUCUUUUGCUUAUGAUGCUAGGUAGUUUUGACUUUGAAGCCCUGUCCUCCGGGCAUAGAAUACUUGGUCCGUUGGCGUUCUUUUUGUACCAGGUUGUGAUGCAGUUUAUUUUGUUGAGCAUUUUUAUGGUGAUCCUUUUCGAUGUGUAUGAAAACGAAGACAUGGCGACAAAUCCGUACGAUCUUAGGUUUGCUUCAUUCUUAAAGGAGGCGGCAUCAGAGGCAGCCAAGAAGGUCAAAGACACUUCGUCCAAGGGAAAAAGAAACAGACCGAAGAUGGAAAGACAUUUUUCCACAGAAAUGAUUCCAAAAAUAAACCGUGGCUUCAGUGAACUGAAGUGGUAA
Branchiostoma belcheri (Belcher's lancelet) is the source of this 4482-nucleotide messenger RNA. Its product is annotated as polycystic kidney disease protein 1-like 2. The transcript has 22 exons. The record is from RefSeq and is a predicted model, not a curated record. NCBI's taxonomy places the organism in Eukaryota, Metazoa, Chordata, Leptocardii, Amphioxiformes, Branchiostomatidae. Gene Ontology annotation, molecular function: protein binding; calcium ion binding; calcium channel activity. Gene Ontology annotation, biological process: detection of mechanical stimulus. Gene Ontology annotation, cellular component: membrane. The coding region runs from base 1 to 4482 and encodes 1493 amino acids.